GCUCCUGCCCUCGCUGUGCAGCGUCCGGCGCGGGGUGCAGGCCGCGGUGCCGUGCCGUGCCGUGCCGUGCCGUGCCGGCCGUAACGGGGCGGGCGGGCCCUCGCCAGGGACGGCUGCGUGGGAGCACGGUGCGAACGAGGGAGGGUCCCUGUGUACAGGCGGCGUCUCCGGCGGGAAUGCUGACACCGUGCCCCUGGAGCGGUACCAGCAGAACGCUUGUCCUGGCCUUCCGCUGGCAGGGCCCCGCCGGCAGCAGCAGGUGGCAUUUUCGUGGGGGAAGGGCUGAUGUUGCCAGAGGUGAUGUUGCCUUUAAACUGUCACAGUUCGUAUCUUCAGAGCAUUUGAACGCGUUUUGCCGUCUCACACGGAGCUCUGAAGCUGUCCAGGGUGAGGUUUCAUUUCUGAAGGCAAGGCUACGCACAAAAACACCCCUCGGAGAAUUGGAUGGCUGAGUGAGAACUGGUUGUUCAGAAGAUUCACAGUCGUGGCUGAGGAUUACAACAUGUCUAAAGAAAUGCAAGAACUGCAGAAGCAAUGGCACUCCGUGGUGCAGUCCAUCCACAGCAACUCAAAUGUUGUUGCAUUUAUGAAUUCUCGUGUUGGCCAAUAUUUAGAUGACCAUCCUUUUGUUGCCUUAUCACUCCUGGUGUUUAUUGCACUGUCUGCUAUUCCCGUUGCAUUUUUCCUGAUUUUUGUUGUUACAACAGCCGUAAUGGCCUGUAUCGGUGUCAUAGUCAUGGAAGGUAUUGUAAUAGCCACAGGUGGCAUAGCUCUCCUUUGCGUUCUGUGUGGCCUGGGUGCACUUUCACUGGGCGUUUCUGGAGUACUGAGUGUUUGUUAUGUCGUCCUUUCGACUCUGGUCAACUACUGGUAUGCGUCAAGGGGUCAGAUAAGGAAGCAAGAAGUUAAUGGAAGUUUGCCACAGAAGAGUCCUUCUGUCUUGGAUCUUUCUGCCAAUAAUGGAAAGAAUGAAUAAGUGGGUUUUUCCACACUUCCCUCAUAAGCACUUAACCUUACUCUUCUGACCUUUGCUAUGUAAUUAUUUACUCAUCAAGCAUUCAGCCUUUGCGCAUUCCUUAUGGGAACUGAAAAAAUCAAUAGGCAUCUUACAUUGGCAAUGUAAAACUAAUAUUAAGAAUAACCAUUAAGCAGCAGUGUGUUGCAAUAUUAAGUCUAUGUGCAUGAUGGAAUGUUCCACAGAAUUUGGUAAAGGGAUGUAAUAACUGCUACUGUUAAGUCAGUGACAAUUGAGAGAAAGGGUAGGUAAAUAUUUGACUUCCCAUUUGUUGCUGGAGUUCUGGAUGUACUAUCUUUUGAAAUUUGUAUGCAGCAGUUGGUCAUUUUGAUACAUAAGUGUCAAAGUUCAGAACACGAGAAAUGUGUUUUGAAAGUUAAAAAGUAUUUUUAAGCCUUAACAGCCUUUGUUAAAAUAGUAUGAGCACACCAUGCUAAUGCUUUGUAUUUAUUAUAUGAGGAAAGCUGGGGUUUAUCAUCUGUUAGGUCAUAGUAUAAGCUUUUAUAUUAUAUACCUUAAAAUGUUGCAUUGUUCUGAAGGGAUAUUUUCCUUCUUCCUAUUGCCUCAUCACAUCAAUGGUAUGGUAUGCAGUUAGGUCUUGCAUUUUUUCAUGUUAAGUAUUUAAUUGCCUGUUUUGCUUCUCAGUUGUAACUCAGUUGUAUGUCAUUUAAACUUUUCAUUUUUGCAAAUGCCAUAUUAUUGUUGAGCAUUAUUAAACUAAUAAAGUUAGA
Messenger RNA from Falco peregrinus (peregrine falcon), 1746 nucleotides. It is a transcript of the gene LDAF1, whose product is annotated as lipid droplet assembly factor 1. Lineage: Eukaryota; Metazoa; Chordata; Aves; Falconiformes; Falconidae. The coding region runs from base 503 to 976 and encodes 157 amino acids. The transcript is spliced from 5 exons. The record is from RefSeq and is a predicted model, not a curated record.